Zingiber officinale is the source of this 1231-nucleotide messenger RNA. RefSeq names its product NAC domain-containing protein 21/22-like. Gene Ontology annotation, molecular function: DNA binding. NCBI's taxonomy places the organism in Eukaryota, Viridiplantae, Streptophyta, Magnoliopsida, Zingiberales, Zingiberaceae. The transcript is spliced from 3 exons. Gene Ontology annotation, biological process: regulation of DNA-templated transcription. The record is from RefSeq and is a predicted model, not a curated record. The coding region runs from base 197 to 1012 and encodes 271 amino acids.
CCGUGCUUUGCUCUUCCUUCGACCUUCUUCAUAACAAGCAACCGUGGAAGAAUAUAUAUAUAUAUAUAUAUAUACAGAAGAAGCAACUUCAAGACGCCUGCUCAUUAAAGCGUUAAAGGUUUUGGAUAAAGUAGGAAAUUAACAGUGUAUAUAUAUAUAUAUACAUACAUAUCGAUCAAGUUUUGGUAAUUAAUUAAUGGGAUUGAGGGAGAUAGAGGCGAGGCUGCCUCCAGGGUUCAGAUUCUACCCGAGCGACGAAGAGUUGGUGUGCCACUACCUCUACAACAAGGUAGUAACUCAGUGGAGCCAUGACGAUCAGGAAGGAGAAGGAGAAGGAGAAGGAGAAGCUGAAGGAACGAUGGUGGAGGUGAAUUUGCACACCAACGAGCCAUGGGAGCUUCCAGAUGUAGCUAAACUGAGCACUGCGGAGGAGUGGUACUUCUUUAGCUUCCGCGACCGCAAGUACGCGACUGGAUUGCGCUCCAAUCGAGCCACCAAAUCGGGUUAUUGGAAAGCUACGGGGAAAGAUCGAGUCAUUUGUGAUCCGAGAACGCAGGUCGUCGUGGGGAUGAGGAAGACGCUGGUGUUUUACAGAGGUCGAGCUCCCAAUGGGACCAAGACUGCUUGGGUCAUGCAUGAGUUUCGCCUUCAAACUUCCAAUUCUCCUCCCCAGCAGGAGGAUUGGGUUCUGUGCAGAGUGUUCCACAAGAGGAAAGGAUCAGGAGAUCAAGCAGCAGCGGUAGCUCAUGACACAACUUUGAGCUCGCCACCAUCUUCUUCUUCGCCUCCUCGACAGCUCAUGAACCCGCCCGUGGCAGCAGCAGAUCAUGGAGCAGUAGUGUUCACCGACCAUUUCAUGUCCCAUGACGAUCUCUCUAAUUCCCUGCUGCAUUACUGCAGCUCAUCAUCAGAGCAGGAUGAGCUAGGGUUCUUGGCGGACGUGGGGUUGGAUCAGAUAAUUCAGCAGCACAGCUUGGGGGUUCAUCAGACACCGAGGUGGCAGUAUCACUAAUUAUUGUCUAAUUAAUUAGAGUUUAUUUUGGAUGGAUCAGCUGGGAAAAGUCGAUUUGAAUGUGAAAGACUGUGACUGCAAUGCACAUUACAUUGUUUAUAUAUAUAUAUAUAUAUAUAUAUGUCUGUGUACAUGUAUAUGUAUAUAUUUAUAUAUACGCAUAUCUUAUUAUAUAUUGUAAUUUUCAGUACGUGUAAUAUAUAAUGAUUGCAUUUCUUA